AUGCCGCUGCAGUUAACGUUUCUCAACACUAGUGAUGCCCCUGGUUUGGGGGCGGUGGAGACGAAGCAGAUGAGGGCUCACAUCACCAAGACGAAUUUUGCACGGCGAAGACAGAGGCUUGCCAAGGAAAGACAACAAAAGAAGGUACAAGAGAUCCAUGAAAGAGACUUGAUAGCCCGGCCGGAGAAACCCAUGUCUGGCAAUGAAGCCACCCCCCAAGCACCGACAGCACCCCCCUUAGACCCCGGCUCCGAGAUGCUGUUGUCAACACGCUCUAGAGACCCCAAUAAUUCGAUUAGCUACCUGCUCUAUGAGUUCCGACCCAUCGUCUUCCCCGCUGGCUACGGCUACCCCGGUUCCGAGAGGGAGACGGUCUGGGUCGAUCAGCUGCUUGCCGAGCCCGCACUCAUCGAAGCAUCCAUGGCCAUUGGUUUAAAGUACACUCCCAGGCACAGAACACCAUGGACGUCUCGAGAAGCGGAUAUCCGAAAGUGUAUGGCCAUCAGCAUGAUCAACAAGCGACUCGACACAGCCGCUGGCUUAUCGGAUGGCAUGCUUGGGGCUGUGUUCACGUUGGCCUUUGCAGAGCGGCUUGCAAGCGAUGAAAAAGCGUUGGAGGUGCAUAUCCAAGGUUUGGCCCAGAUGAUCAGAUUGAGGCGAGCAGCGGGAAUUACUCGAGUUCCAUCAUGUGACUCGAUCGGUCAAGCAGUCACGUCCACCAACGGCUCUCAUGAAAAGCUUAUGCAAGCCCUGCGCAACGAGGAUAACCCAACGUCUAUGGAUGUUUCCAGAAUAACCAGCGGCAUAUCGCAGCUCCGAAAAGCGCUCGACGAGUUUAGUGUAACCAAAAUUCCGUCAAAAAGCGAAAUCCUCAACAUCGAACAUCAGGUCGAUUGCCUAAAGCUUGAAGUGGAAGUCGUGUUGGGAAGCGAUGACCAGUACAUCCGCACACUUCGCUUUGCCCUGCAGCUAUUUUUGCUUCUUUCUUGGCUAUCUCGGCCUGAAACGGAUUUUGGGCUUCUUGCUGAGGAUCUGAGGCAUUCUCUCGCGAAACCUCAAAUUAGACUGUGUUCCUCGGUCGAGCCGACCAUUUGGCAGUUUUUUGUCGGGGCUGUUGCGGCGGAAAAGUCGAUGGAGACUCGAAACUGGUACAUUAACAGAUUACAGGCGGUUUUUGACGCGAUGCAAGUUACAAAGUGGACUGAGGUGGUUCAACUUCUUGAUAGGACAUUCAUGCCCGAUAUGGGACUGUUGGAGAGAUUCAAGCUCGUGUGGCAGGAAAUCGGUAUGGGACAGGGGAGACACUAA
Fusarium vanettenii 77-13-4 is the source of this 1308-nucleotide messenger RNA. RefSeq lists its product as uncharacterized. Bases 1 to 1308 code for a protein of 435 amino acids. The transcript is spliced from 4 exons. NCBI's taxonomy places the organism in Eukaryota, Fungi, Ascomycota, Sordariomycetes, Hypocreales, Nectriaceae. The record is from RefSeq and is a predicted model, not a curated record.